GUUGUGUGUCGUGCUGUCAGCUGUGCGUGCGCAGGAGAGUCGAAUCGAAUUCAAAAUGGCGGCGCGAGUUUCACGUUGUUUUACAAUUACAACAAGAGCUUAUAGCUCGAAAGUUGACAAGGAGGUCGCAUUCCUAGGCCUUGGGAACAUGGGAGGCUUCAUGGCAGCUAAUCUUGUGAAAAAGGGUUUCAACGUGCGAGGAUACGAUCCAUCAAAAGAGGCGCAGACCGCAGCAGCAAAAGACGGUGUGAAGGGCACCAGCUCCAUUGCAGCGGCUGUCGACGGUGUCGACGUGGUGGUGUCCAUUCUGCCUAGCAACAAAGUGGUGCUGGAUGCCUACCUUGGAAAAGAUGGUGUUGUGGCACACGCACCAAAAGGAUCAUUAUUAAUCGACUCAAGCACAGUAGACCCGAACGUGCCCAAACAGAUAUUCCCAGUCGCUCUCGAUAGUGGGAUUGGCUUCAUUGACGCACCAGUGUCGGGAGGUGUUAUGGGUGCCCAGAACGCUACGCUUGCUUUUAUGGUUGGAGGAAGAAAGGAAGAUUUCACCAGGUCACUAGCACUGCUCGCGGCCAUGGGAGCUAAGCAGUUUCACUGCGGUGACAGCGGCGCUGGUCAAGUGGCGAAGCUCAGUAAUAAUAUGUUAAUGGGUAUCACUGGGAUGGCAACAGCAGAAUGUAUGAAUAUGGGAAUUAAAAUGGGUCUCGACCCGAAGGUGCUGCUCGAUGUUUUGAACAACUCCUCAGCUCGUUCCUGGUCCACGGAGGUGUACUGUCCAGUACCUGGUCUGGUGCCCACAGCACCCUCCAGCAGGGACUAUGAAAAAGGAUUCAAGAAUGAACUCAUGGUUAAGGAUCUGGAGCUGGCAAGUGAAAUGGCGCUAGGUAUCCGAUCUCCAAUCCCACUGGGAGCUGUCGCUACACAAAUAUAUCGCGUCGCGCAGAGUCGUGGCUACGGCGAAAAGGACUUCUCAUACAUUUACCAAUUACUUAAAGAAGAUAAAUCGAAGAAGUAGAUUAUAUUGAUAGAUUGUUUGUCUA
Leptidea sinapis is the source of this 1040-nucleotide messenger RNA. RefSeq names its product NAD-dependent L-serine dehydrogenase (gene hibadh). Gene Ontology annotation, cellular component: mitochondrion. The transcript has 6 exons. The coding region runs from base 56 to 1015 and encodes 319 amino acids. The record is from RefSeq and is a predicted model, not a curated record. Gene Ontology annotation, molecular function: 3-hydroxyisobutyrate dehydrogenase activity; NAD binding; NADP binding. Gene Ontology annotation, biological process: L-valine catabolic process. NCBI's taxonomy places the organism in Eukaryota, Metazoa, Arthropoda, Insecta, Lepidoptera, Pieridae.